AUGGAGCCCACUGCGUUCCACAUUGAUCCUUGCCCUGGGCGUUGGGAACAGCUCCAUCAAUGCACUGUACCCUUACAGUCUUCACCUGGAGACUAUAUUGUGAAUCUUUACCAAGGAAAAGCAUCCAUUCUCCGCACCACUUCCUGGUUGCACCCCAAGUGCUCCAUGUUGCAUGAGCGCCGGGCUGCUGCAGGCUUUUCCUGGCAGCUCCUCCCCGCCCUCUCCGGGCAGCACCAUCUCGUGCUGCUGGGAUGCAGCGAGGCAAAUACAGGUGAUAAAGGAAAAGCUAUCGGUGCACCGCUGCGUGCUCCGUGGAGCAGCCCUAGCCCUUUAAGCUGCCCACCCUCCCCAGCAGGCCGCGGCGGCAGCUGGCAGCUAUUUAUAUACGGGCGGCGGCAGGCGCUGGGCGUUUUGCGUGAGGCGGUCCCGGGGGCGGCGGGGCCCAGACUGGAGGCUGUCAUGGCUUUCACUUCCACGCCGGUGCGUGGAGGCCGCUGCCUCGGCUCGCCGCCGAUCUCGCCGCCGAUCUCGCUGGUGAGUUUGUUGCCGAGCACGUCGCCGAGCCCGACCCGGCUGAGCCGGCUGCAGGAGAAGGAGGAGUUGCGACACCUCAACGACCGCCUGGCCGCCUACAUCGAGCGGGUGCGUGUGCUCGAGGCCGAAAAUUCGGCUCUCCAUCAGUCCCUGAGGGAGCAAGAGGAGAAAACCGACCGGCAGCUGGACACCCUGCGGCUCUGCUACGAGACGGAGCUGGCCGACGCCCGCCGAACAUUGGACGACGUCGCUAUCCAGCGGGCCACGCUGCAGGUGGAGCUGGGCAAGAUCGGCGAGGAGCACCGGGAGCUGCGCAGCAGGAGUUCAAAAAUAGAAGCUGAUUUAAACCUGGCACAGGCUCACGUAAAAGACCUCAGUGCUCAGCUGAGUGAGAAGGAAGCUGACUUAGCGGCAGUUUUGGUUGAGAAGCGAAGUCUGAUGAAUGACCUUCAUGAAUUAAAGGAUGAAGCAGUCAGUCUGAAGCAGUCACUGGAAGAUACUAAAGAGCAACUCCACAAUGAAGUGUUAAGGGGUGUGGAUCUGGAAAAUCACAGGAUUGCUUUGCUGGAACAAAUGGCAUUAAAGAAGCGCCUUCAUGAAGAUGAGCUCAAGGAGACAAGAAGAAUCUAUGAGAACAGGGUAGCAGAAAUAGAAUCUAUUUAUCAGACUAAGGUCUCAGAUGCUCUUCAGGGACUUAGAAAACAACAAGAAGAACAAAUUGAAGAGUACAAACUGGAAAUGGAACAAACAUUUCAUGCAAAAAUGGUGAAUGCCCAACUGUCUUCAGCAAAACAUAGUGACAUUGCCAAGGCCGUUCAGGAGGAGCUGAAGCAAGCACAACAGAGAGUUGAGAGUCUCACAUCUCAACUUAAUCAAUGUGAAAGCCAGAAUGUUGCUUUUGAGACCAAAAUAAGGGAGCUACAGGAGAUGAUGGAUUAUGACCGUGAUCUCCAUCGAAGGUGUAUGGCUGAAAAAGAGCAAGAAAUGGCACGAGUCCAGCAGCAAACACAAGCCCAGCUGGACGAAUAUGAGAAUCUCUUAGAUGUGAAACUGGCUCUAGAUCUGGAAAUAGAUACCUACAGAACAAUGCUGGAAGGAGAGGAACAGAGGCUAAGGCUGUCACCCAGUUCAUCUUCACACAGCACUGCAACUCGAGCAACAAGUCAAGGGCAACAGUUCCUGCCUGGGAAGAAAAGGAAAAUGAAAGAAGCAAAAAAGAGAAGGCUUAGUGUUGGGUUUAAGACUGUUCAGCAUGCUGCUUCUGGAAAAGUAUCUAUUGAAGAAAUUGAUGCAGACGGGAAAUUUGUCAGGCUUAAAAAUAAAUCUGAUGAGGAUCAACCACUACAUGGAUGGGUGUUAAGACGACAUCUUGGAGGUGUGUCAGAUGCAACAUAUACCUUUCCUUCACAGUUCACUCUUCAGGCUGGUCAAGUGGUUACAAUCUGGGGUGCAGCUGCUGGUGUAAGCCCAGGUCCCAGUGAUUUGGUCUGGAAGUCUCAGCGAUCUUGGGGGGCUGCAGAUACUAUUGAUGUUACACUCAUCAAAGAUGAUGGUCAGGAACUUGCAAAGAGGAAGAUAAUGCAUGUACCCACAGGAGAAGAAAGCGGUGAGCAAGACGAUGAUUAUGAAGAAAUAACUGAAAGUGAAAUGGAGUUUCUAUCUCAGACCAAAAGAAGAAGAAAAAAGAAGUGUUGUUUGGUUUCAUGAUAAUCGUUCCUGUAAGCAUCCUUAAGGAGGUGAGGCGGUGAGAAUCAUGCUUGUCUUUUCAUAGCACACUUGCUUCAUUAA
Messenger RNA from Dryobates pubescens (Downy woodpecker), 2322 nucleotides. RefSeq names its product lamin-L(III). Lineage: Eukaryota; Metazoa; Chordata; Aves; Piciformes; Picidae. The transcript is spliced from 13 exons. The record is from RefSeq and is a predicted model, not a curated record. Bases 1 to 2241 code for a protein of 746 amino acids.